AAGAGAUGAAGGUCAUGAAGGUUCAACAGAUCUCACACCAUGCUGUCUUUAUCCUGCUGGCUGCUGCCACUGUACGAGCUCAAGUCAACCCAGAAAUGUGUCGAUAUCCUCUCGGUAUGACCGGCGGGCAGAUUCAGGAUGAGGACAUCUCCGCCUCCAGUCAGUGGUCUGAGUCAACUGCUGCAAGAUUUGGCAGACUUGACUUAGACAACGGAGACGGUGACGGGGCCUGGUGUCCUGACAUCAUGUCAGAGCCGGAUGGCCUCAAAGAGUAUCUCCAGGUGGACCUGCGUUCACUGCACUUCAUCACGCUGGUGGGCACCCAAGGUCGCCACGCCGACGGCAUGGGUAAUGAGUUUGCCCAGCGAUACAGGAUCAAGUACAGCCGCGACGGCAGCAACUGGGUGGGCUGGCAUGAUAGGAAGGGAAGGCCGGUCAUUGAGGGCAACAGGAAUGCGUAUGAUGUGGUGCUGAAGGAUCUGGAGCCUCCCAUCAUCGCUCGAUUCGUCCGCUUUAUGCCUGUGACCGACCACUCCAUGAUCGUGUGCAUGAGAGUGGAGCUCUACGGCUGUGAAUGGCUGGAUGGCCUGGUGUCUUAUAGCAUUCCAGAUGGGCACCAAAUGAUCUACAGGGGCCUGGAUGUCUACUUUAAUGACUCUGUGUAUGAUGGAGCGUCGGCUGAAAGACUGACAAAGGGCCUCGGCCAGCUGACAGAUGGCACCUGGGGUCUGGACGACUUCCUCCACAGCCACAUAUACGGCAUAUGGCCAGGGUACGACUACGUGGGCUGGAACAACAAGAGCCUCCCCAAAGGUUACGUGGAGAUGAUCUUUGAGUUCGACCACGUCCGAAACUUUACUUCCAUGAAGGUUCACUGUAAUAACAUGUUCAGCCGAGGGGUGAGGAUGUUCAGACAGGCCACCUGUUACUUCCGGUCAGGAUCAGACUGGGAGGCCGACCCAGUGACCUUCAGGCCUACUGUCGACCGCUUGAGCCAAAGUGCCCGUUUCAUCACCGUGCCCCUCGGGGACCGCACAGCCAGCGCCAUCAAAUGCCGUUUCCACUUCAGUGACCUUUGGAUGCUGUUCAGUGAGGUGGCCUUCCAGUCAGGCUCAGCAGUGUACAACACAUCUCUGUCGCCUCGCAAACACGGACACCCCACAAACGCGCUGCCGGCAGAUGAUCCCACUCAUAAAGUGGACGACAGCAACACCAGGAUCCUGAUUGGCUGCUUGGUGGCUAUCAUUGCCAUCCUAUUGGCUAUCAUCGUCAUCAUCCUGUGGAGGCAGGUCUGGCAAAAGAUGCUUGAAAAGGCAUCUCGCCGCCUGCUGGACGAUGAACUCACAGCUCGCCUUGCGGUCCAGACCCAGGCCUUCUCCUCCCACCACUCCUCUCUGUCCAGCGAGAGCGUCUCCACCUCCAACUCCACCUAUGAGAGAAUCUUCCCCCUCUGCUCCGACUACCAGGAGCCCUCACGCCUUAUCAGGAAACUACCCGAGUUCGCUCAGUCCACAGAACACCUCGGACCAAGCACCUCCUGUAGAGCCCUGGGAACCAGCAGCUCAGACGGGGCCCCCCACUACGCUGAGGCAGACAUCAUCAGCCUGCAGGAGUCCUCAGACAGCAGCAGCAACUCCAUCACAGCUGUCAACAUGAAUCUGUUCGCUGGCACCGAUUCAUCCAUGAGAGAGUUCCCAAGACACAAGCUCACCUUCAAGGAGAAGCUGGGAGAGGGCCAGUUUGGAGAAGUGCACUUGUGUGAGGCAGAGGGCAUGCAGGACUUUUUGGACGAGGAUUUGUCUAUAGAGGGAAACAAUGAGUCACCUCUGCUGGUCGCUGUGAAAACACUGCGGGAAGACGCCAACAAGAAUGCAAGGAACGACUUCCUGAAGGAGAUCCGAAUCAUGUCUCGCCUGAGGGACCCCAACAUUGUCCGUCUGCUGGCAGUGUGUGUGGACACAGACCCCCUGUGCAUGAUCACUGAGUACAUGGAAAACGGAGACCUGAAUCAGUUCCUGUGCAAUCUCAGACUAAAAGAGGCCGUUGAUGAGGACAAGACAGAACAGGAGGAAAAAGAAGAGAAGAGUAUGGUCAGCUACAGUCAGCUGAUUGGCAUGGCUGUGCAGAUCGCCUCUGGUAUGAAGUACUUGUCCUCUCUCAAUUUCGUCCACCGCGAUCUGGCGACCCGCAACUGCCUGGUGGGUAAGAACUACACCAUCAAGAUAGCCGAUUUCGGCAUGAGCCGGAACCUGUACAGAGGGGACUACUACAGGAUCCAGGGCCGGGCCGUCCUGCCCAUUCGCUGGAUGUCCUGGGAGAGCAUCUUACUAGGGAAAUUCACCAUGGCCAGUGACGUGUGGGCCUUCGGUGUGACUCUGUGGGAGAUUCUGACUCUGUGCAAGAAGCAGCCCUACUCUCUGCUCUCUGACGAGCAGGUCAUUGAAAACACAGGCGAGUUCUUCAGGGACCAGGGCAAGCAGGUGUACCUGCCGAAGCCUCCCUGUUGUCCCGACAGAGUCUACAACGAUCUCAUGCUGAGCUGCUGGAGAAGAAACGCCAAGCAGAGGCCGAGCUUUCAGGAGAUUCACACUCAGCUGAUGGAGAGCCUGGCGUAGCAGAUGGAACAGACGAUUUCUCUCCGCCAUGCACUGCCACAUUUGUUCCCUUCAGUCUGGAUUUAUUUGGAUUUAAUUCGGAGUCAGAAACAAACCAUCUAAUGUUUCCCAUUUGUCUUAAGCUGGCUCGCCGCAAUGGUGCUGUACAUAAUAAGAUAUGAGGAGACUUGAACAGAGCCUUAUACUGUAGAUACCAUACACGUUAGCACUAGUCACAUGGUGUACUCACUCCUCUGUGUAUUUAUUAAUUUCUUUUUAUUUCCUACGCUAUGUCUAUUUAUAGAGCACUCUAUGGUAAUCCUAGGUUUAUAAAGACAAUUGUGAAUAUUUCUUCCAUACAUACAUUUAACUCUGUUGCACAUAUUAGAGGAUGUCAGAGCAGUUGUGUGACCUUUCAUCAGGGUUCAAGCCCCACAGAGGCAGAGCCCAGUUUGUGUUGGUUUAUUAUUUAUUAUUUAUCCUCUGUUGCCGUGAGAUGAAAUGAGCUAGAAACAUGAAACCUGGUCCAGUAACUGGAAAUGAUGCACGAAUGCUUCCCAAGAAAUAUGACUCUAAGGGUGCUUUCACACCUGCCCUGUUUAGUUCGGUUCAGCCAAUCUUGAGUUCGUUUGCCCCCUAAGUGCGGUUCGUUUGGGCAGGUAUUAACACAGCAAUCACACUCAGGUGUGCACCAAAACAACCAGACCAAGACCUUCUUGAAGAGGUGGUCUCAGUCCAGUUACAAAUGAACUGUGGUGCGGUUUGUUUGUGUUGAACAUGUUCCGACCCUGAUCUGAACCAACUGCAGUUACAUGACACAUUGUUUGGGUUAAACAUGAGCAUGUUACAGUCCUGGAGGAUUAUUAAUGUGCACCUCCUCCUGUACUGCCUUAAUAUGCACAUUCAGCACAUCCAAUGCAUCAAAACAUUGUUUUCUAGUUGGAGCCGUGCCUCGUUUUCAAACUGUAUGGUUUGACUAAAAUGAACAAUGACAGCAAUAUAGUCCACGAUGAGCAGCGCUAAAAUCAACCUGCGUAGUUGUCCCUCCAUUGCGACAUUAGAAAGUGUCACAUUUAUCUUGUAAGUGUACUCUUCUUCAACGUUUUGUUUACUUCCUGGAUUUUUCCCGCACGGAAAUUCUGACCAAUCAAGAGCAGCUUUCUCACUCAAGGCAUUUGAUCUGGUCCGCCUGUAAAUGCUGCCGUGAGAACACAAACCAACUCUAGGCAAUUAUACAACUUUGGAAGAAAAAAUAAGUCCCUGAUUCAGACCAAAGCAAGACAAAUCUAGUUUUGAAAGUACCCUAAUAGGCCACAUGAUGGCGUUGUAAUUAACGUCCAAAAAUGCAAUUUUGGAAAGGCUUCACACUUAACUUGACAUUUGGCACAAAUAUCAGGCUCAAUGUGCCCUUUAAAAAAAUACCUUGGGUUUUUUUUUUUUUUUUUUGGUGCCGAGAAAGAGCUUGAACCCAGAAUUCCCGCUGGCUGCUAAAUUAAAUGUUUAUAGUUUUGCUUUUUAUUUUUAAGGUGAAUCAAUGACAUUGUAAUUGUCCAGAUGAGACAGAUGUUUUUACUCCGCAGCAGUUCACUGACAUGUUUAAUGACUGUUUGCAGGAAUAAAUUAAUUAUAUGUAUAUUGCUGAAUAGCAGCAUGAGAACAAACCAACCAAAGAUCCCUGUAAAUAAAGAAAAGUGAACAUUUGCUAUGUUUUUUCACUUUCCUUAUUAUUUUUUCACAGACUGGACUUAUUAGCAGUGGUGGAAAGUAACUAAAUCAUUUUUUAAAGUAUUGUACUUAAGUACAGU
Molecule: messenger RNA, 4399 nt
Organism: Epinephelus fuscoguttatus (brown-marbled grouper)
Lineage: Eukaryota; Metazoa; Chordata; Actinopteri; Perciformes; Serranidae
Product: discoidin domain-containing receptor 2-like
Exons: 16
Coding region: 6-2615 (869 amino acids)
Biological process (GO): cell surface receptor protein tyrosine kinase signaling pathway; multicellular organism development; positive regulation of kinase activity
Cellular component (GO): membrane; signaling receptor complex
Molecular function (GO): protein tyrosine kinase collagen receptor activity; ATP binding; collagen binding
Source: RefSeq, a predicted model, not a curated record